Messenger RNA from Symbiodinium natans, 4209 nucleotides. Lineage: Eukaryota; Dinophyceae; Suessiales; Symbiodiniaceae. The record is from the annotation of a GenBank genome assembly.
AUGCGCAACACGGUGGUUGUGGUGGGGGAUUUCCAGGCUGAAGUCACUCCACAUGCUCCAUUAGUCGGUCGUUCAACCUGCCAGACCCCAUUCCAUGUCGGGGCAGACGCACUGGACCCCGGGGACCUCAACACGUUCCUGGAUAAUCUCGGUCUGGUUGCCCUUAACACAUGGCGCGGUCCAGCCACGCCUACCCAGUACAAUUUAACGGGGGGGCGGGGGGCGGGAAAGAGCCAAAUCGACUUCAUCCUGACCAGAGCCAUAUCUGCUGAUUGGGAAGCCAAGAACGUCAAAGUGACAGCCCCACCAAUUGGCAACUGGAGGGCACGUCGGCACAAACUGGAUCACGAGAUACGUAAUCGGGAGGAGGGGGCACAUACCCUGCAGCUUGCCCUUACGACAGCCCUCAACGCCCUCACGGACCCCACCCCUGCCAACAUCAACUCCACCCUUCUUGACACUUGCCAGAACCACUACCCAUUGGAGAGGAAACCCAACCCUCCACCCAGCCCCAUUGUGCAGCACUUAUGGCAGAAGCGAAGGGAGGCCGAGUACGUCACCGUACGGCCCCCAAGGGAGCCGGAAAGGGAAAACCUGGAAAACAACCCCUGGUGGUACUUCCUAUCCAGACUCUUUCGGGGAUGGAAAGCUACGGUUGCCCUGCGGAAGCAAGUCAAAAUUGCUGAGAAACAAUGCAAGGAAAAGAAGCGCGAAGACAUCCUCCAACUACUCCAAAAGGCUGAGCAGGCAGCUGAUAACGGGGACCAACGAACCGUGUAUCAAGUUGUUCGGAGAUUAGCACCCUGGCAACCUAGACAACGGGUCAUGAUUAAGGACCCAAGCGGCCGACUCCUCACUCUCCAACAGGAGCACGAAGCCCUGGUGAGCUAUAGCGAAGAUCUUUUCGCUCCGGACACAGAGCAGCCGGCUAGGGAGGAGCAAGGUCUUAACUUAGUUUUCACGGUUGAGGAAAUUGAAUCGCAGCUGAAGUCCAUCAAGAUUGGGAAAGCCGUCCCUCCAGGAGUAGCUCCUGCUUCUGCAUGGCGAUUAGCGGCCCCACAGGUUGCGAGGCUGCUGAAGAUGGCAUUUGACCAGCAUUCUCACCAACCAGGGAUCACACUCCCUCUUCAGUGGACCGACGCGUGGAUAGUCUGGCUCCCAAAGCCGGGCAAAGACCCAUGCGAGCCCUCAUCGCUCAGGCCAAUAGGCCUCAUGUCUCCUGAUGCCAAAGCCCUUGCAGGGCUUCUCAAAAUCAGACUCUAUGAGCUGAUUCGGCCCCAGCUGCGCAGGGUGCCGCAGUUUGCCUAUCAGCCGGGGAGGGAUUUGUACGAUGCCUUGGCUAGAGUGCAGGUGUGGAUUGACAACUUCAAAAGGUGUUACGGACGAGGAAACAGCAGCAAAUUCGCCCAAAGGGACAGGGAGGAAAAUCCGGACAACACAAAACUCUGCGUCGGGGGAGCCAUCCUCAGCCUUGACCUCAAACAGGCCUUUGACAGAGUAAACCGUCAAGCACUAGCCCAGUCGCUAAAAGACCUUGGUGCGGGAGAAAGCAUGACGGCCGAGAUUAUCUCCCUCCUAGACACAUCCCGGUAUCACAUUAUCAGUGAUCAGGAACAAAGCACAGUGGGUACAACGCGAGGCAUCCGCCAAGGAUGUAAGAUCGCCCCCAUGCUUUGGGUGGCAAUAUCGACCCUUUUGCUGGAGCGGCUGGGGGAUGCCCUCUCAGGCCCCCACAGACAAGCAACCACUUUUGCCGACGAUACCUUAGUGCAAUGGCUCAUUGAAAACUCCACGGACAUUGCCCAACUUAGCAGUUUCAUCAACAAACUUCUGGGGGUCAUGCAGGACAUGGGGCUUUUAGUUAACCUUACCAAAACAGUCCUGCUCCUGAAAGUUUGCGGACCUGGGGCCAGACGCGCGCUCAAGGACUAUGUAGUGUAUAAGGACGGGAAAAAAUGGUGGCGGGCGCGACACCCUGAUGGGAGCGAGGCGCUAAUCCCCAUUGCCUGCUACACUACAUACCUAGGGACGCACCUUUCCCUCCAAACGGAAGCGCACAAAGUGGUAGGCUACCGUAUUGCUGAAGCUAACAAGAGAACUGGCAAAAUCAAAAAGGCGACCAGGUCCAGGAAAGUCUUCGGCUUAGCGCAUAGAGUACGCAUCUGGCAGGCCUGUGCUGCAUCGAGUGCUACAUUUGGCCUCAUUGCUUUCGCGCCCUCUGCCAAGGCGGUGGCACUCCUCAGGGGUUGGUUCUAUCGUCAACUAAGAGCCGUUGCGGACUCACCUGCCCACAUCUCGCAUGAGACUAACAAGCAACUUCGGCAAAGAUUAGGGGUUCAGGAUCCUAUAGAUGCCACUGUGCAACGGAUUCGGCAUAAACUUGAUAAGCUUCGGGUUGCAGAAGCGAGCAUCAUCAACCAGCCACAAACUCUCCAGUAUUGGGAAAGUAUGCUACAGCAAUACCUCAUCUUCCACACAGAUAACAUCGAUGCGGAGCCCGACUCCAGGCUGAUCCCGGUGCCCGCGCAACAAUCGCAGCCGGUGGCCUGCCCAGUCUGCGGAGUGUACUUCCCAUCAAACAAAACAAUGAGACAGCACAGGGGAAGGGUCCACAAGGUGUAUGUGAGCUCGCACCGGCAUGAUGAUGACAUGUAUCAACAACAGGAUCACUCUGCUGGUGGCAUGCCACAGUGCAUUCAUUGUGGUCUUAAGACGGGUUCAUGGGACGCGCUGAGGAAUCACAUCCUCAACAACGUUUGUGGCUGGCAGAUGCCACCCGGCCCCACUCGGGAGGCCGAACAGCAGGAGCCGACGAUCCCGUUGCUGCGUAGACCUGAAGUGGCGAAGCAACUACUGCAGUCGGACUCUAAGCUGCAGAUCGUCAGUGAUCACGCUAGGAGUCUCAUUCAGCACUGUGGCUUCUGUGGACAGUGGAUUGCUAAGGGAGGCUCGGUUAAGGAGCACAUCAAGAGAAUGCACUCACACAUAUGGCAUGCAAGUAUUGGCAACCUGGACACUGAGUGUGCGAUGUAUAAAUCUCACCUCACCCGUGACAGUGUCUGCGACCUUUGUGAGGUCAUGGUGUACCAACCCGACAGGCACACUCGGAGCUGCACGGUUAUUUUCCAAACAGCCUUAGCCACAGCAUGGCACAAGGUUGGGGCGCCGGACACGGCCCCCGUCGCCAGGGAUGUGAGAACUUGCAUCACUGAUGAGUUCCUUGCCAGGCAACUCAACCCCGACGUGCACAGGCAGGUCAAAAUGGAGGCAGGAGACAGCGAGGUCAUUGACAUGCUGACACGGCACUGUGGACUUUGCCUUCAGCGAUUGACGAAUCAACAGGACUGGAGGCGACACUGUGCCAACCAGCACAAGGAGGAAGUGGCGAACAUGUGGGGGCAGCACAGCCCGAUGGAACUCAUAAUGAGGGACAGGCCGACCGAGGAGGAGAACGGCGAGGGGCGGAAAUUCCGUCGCAGGGAGGGCAAAGGCCCAGGCAAAGCAAAAAGGGAGCCGAUCCCGGCCCCAAACCAGCAGCUGGCAAAGCAAGUGCAAGUUCUAACCAAGUAUGUCAGCCAGCACGCCAUGGCGCUGCAACUGCUGGAGGCCGACAGAAGUUGGGUUCUCUGGAUGGACUCUGGAGCGAUGGGCAUCAUACCUCAGCUGGUCAAGACCACGGCCACCUGGAAGGAGAGCCGAGAGCAGAACAAGUGCACCUGCAGCCUUCGCCAGGCUCUCCUGGGAUCGCUCCUGCUGGAGCUGCAAGCUCGGCUUGCGAAGAUGGAGGGAGACAAGGCGGCACAGGCGCCACUCAUUCAGAGGAAGAUGCUCGUAGCAGAACCAAUGGCGUGGUCGUACACGAGAUGGAAUCCGGACAAGAAACUCCAGGAGCCCAGAGAGGGCAACCUGCUCUCUCAUCAGGAUGCAAAGGAGGCAGUUCAACUGCUGAUGCGAGAGGCCGUCAAGCCCAACGUCAUCCAGCGCUUCCAUGCUCUAGGCGGAGUCAAGGAGGACAGGCCAGGAGCCACGACGUUCGUGCUGACAGUCUCCCUGGACGCCGAUGCACGGCCCAACAUCAACAAGGCACUCCAUGCUCUCACGGAGACAGCGGCCACCGCGCUCAUAGGAGCCAGGAUCCGCCCGGAAAGAAGCCACAAGCCACUUCCAGAGGACCUACAGCGGGCCAUCGACGCGACGAGAAGGCAAUGA